AUGCGGUCCGAGGCAUGCGGUGCGCGACACAUUCUGGCGAUUCAUGCAUGCAGUUCGGGAUGCUGGUGGUCUCCGCGCAUCUCUGGGCACUGGAACCUCAAGAACCCUGGCGCCCGCAUGUAG
Messenger RNA from Nannizzia gypsea CBS 118893, 123 nucleotides. RefSeq lists its product as hypothetical. Lineage: Eukaryota; Fungi; Ascomycota; Eurotiomycetes; Onygenales; Arthrodermataceae. The record is from RefSeq and is a predicted model, not a curated record. Bases 1 to 123 code for a protein of 40 amino acids. The transcript is spliced from 2 exons.